AUGUCGACCUCCUCACACGUCCCGGGGAAUGCCGUGCCUGACACGCAACUAGGACUCAGCAAUGAAGAGAUACAACUACUACGACAUGGCCAGCAAACCGGGGGAGGAGGAGGAGGCGAAUCGACCUCGUCUCGCGCAGCGAGCCGCGCCUCAUCUCAAGGCCUGCUCGUUAUGGACCCUUCCUCUCUGGCCGCUCUAGGCCGGCACUUUGACCGGGUCAUGCAGCGCAUCCAGCAGCAGCUCGAGUAUCUGAUAGAGCAGUCCCAGCAGGUCAACCUGGAGGUGUACGACCGCGCCGGCAACCUGGUCGAUAAUGCCGACCGCGAGAUUGCGCGGUACCACAGCCUUAUGGCCCAGAUCGAUGAGCUCGAGCUGGAUUUUGAUCGUAUAUCCCAUAUUCGGGAAAUCGUGGCCGGGUUUCGUCAGCGCGCUGAGGAUAUAGAGCGCGAGUUGGAAAUAUCGGGGAGCGGCAGCAACAGUACAGCCAUACAUUGGAAAAUAUGAGGAUAUCCUCCAGGUCAUGAAACAGCUAGAAGGAACCAGGUCCCGCGACCAUCAGCAAAACAUGUCAUGGAAAUCAUUUGGGCGUUUUUGGGGGGUCAUCAGGGAGCAAGCAUAUUUAGCGAUAUUCGGUGUGCACGGUGUUCAAGCUCUCGCCAUUUAUGAGUACGACGUCGGGUCGGAGGAGAACAGUACCGCCAGCUAAAAGGUGCAAUACAAUCACGUUCAAUUAUUGAAGGAAGACGGCGCUCAGGGGGAAUGUGGUCACGAGAGUGAAGUCCUCAAGGGCAGACAUAGAGUUGGUAAAAAAUAAUUGGGGGAAUUUGUAACGUCA
Molecule: messenger RNA, 835 nt
Organism: Neurospora tetrasperma FGSC 2508
Lineage: Eukaryota; Fungi; Ascomycota; Sordariomycetes; Sordariales; Sordariaceae
Exons: 3
Coding region: 1-504 (167 amino acids)
Biological process (GO): endosome organization
Cellular component (GO): BLOC-1 complex
Source: RefSeq, a predicted model, not a curated record